AGGUGGGUGAGGGAACGGGGGCGCCCCCGUGCGGAGCUGUCGGACUUCCGGGGCUCGCUCGGCCGAGCCAUGCUCAAGCCCAAAGACCUGUGCCCCCGAGCGGGGACGCGCACCUUCCUGGAGGCCAUGCAGGCGGGCAAAGUGCACUUGGCCCGCUUCGUGCUGGACGCGCUGGACCGCAGCAUCAUCGACUGCCGAGCCGAGCAGGGCCGCACGCCGCUCAUGGUGGCCGUGGGGCUGCCGGACCCCGCGAUGCGCUCCCGCUUCGUGCGGCUGCUGCUGGAGCAGGGCGCGGCCGUGAACCUGCGCGACGAGCGCGGCCGCACGGCCCUCAGCCUGGCCUGCGAGCGGGGCCACCUGGACGCCGUGCAGCUGCUCGUGCAGUUCAGCGGCGACCCGGAGGCCACGGACUCGGCCGGCAACAGCCCGGUCAUGUGGGCGGCGGCGUGCGGCCACGGGGCGGUGCUGGAGUUCCUGGUGCGCUCCUUCCGCCGCCUGGGCCUGCGCCUCGACCGCACCAACCGCGCGGGCCUCACCGCGCUGCAGCUGGCCGCCUCCCGCGGCCACGGGACCUGUGUGCAGGCCCUCACGGGGCCUUGGGGUCGGGCGGCCGCGGCCGCGGCGGCCCGGGGUUCCAACUCCGACAGCCCCCCCGGCCGCCCGGCCCCGGCGCCCAGCCCGGAGCGUCGACGACCCAGCCCCCGCCGUCUACCGCGGCCUCUUUUGGCACGGUUUGCUCGAGCUGCCGGCGGCCACGGCCACGGUCACGGCCACGGCCACGGCCACGGGGGUGAGCUCGCCCCUGCUGGCAAGGGCUCGGGCCGUCACAGGGCGCAAGGCGGUGAGAGGCCGGAGCUGGGCCGGAGCAUGAGCCUAGCGCUGGGUACCAUGACGGAGGAGGAGACAGCGCGCCUUCGGGCGGGGGCUCUGAUGGCCCGGUCAAACUCACCCCAGUCUUCCGGGGGUGGGCGGUGGCGCUCACACGAGGUGCUGGAGGGAGCGCCGCCAACCCUAGCGCAAGCCCCUAUCGGCCUCAGUCCCCACCCCGAGGGUGGCCCCGGCUCCGGCCGCCUGGGCUUACGCCGACGUUCUACAGCCCCAGACAUCCCCAGCCUGGUCGGGGAGGCCUCGGGGCCCGAGAGUGGCCCAGAAUUGGAGAACGACGCUCUGCCUUUCUCGGCGCCCGGGCCAAAGGCCUGGCAGGCGGGCACAGAGGCUGUGGUGCUGCAGGCUCAGCGGUGAGGGCCACGGAGGUCGAGCCCUGCGGAGCCCACUCUGUCUGUGGUCACUGAGCUGUCUCCCUUUCCUCAGUCUAUCACUGCGAUUUGCUGCCGCUCCCCCCCCCCCUUGUCCCCGCUGCUAAAGGGAGACCUCCAUCCAGAUGUAAGAAACGGACCCCAUCUUUGUGUGUGUGUGUGUGUGUGUGUGUGUGCGCGCGCGCGCGCUCUUUGGUAUUUCCCGUGUAGAUAGCUCACCUUCCUUCAACCUGACUUUCUUGUCCUGGGGGGAGGGGGAGGUUAGAGGUGGGAAAGGCUACUUCUGUAGGCUUCCGCUUUCUAGCUAGGAACGUGAACCCCUCAGCCCCAGCCCCAGCCCUGAGGCUCAGCUGCCUAGGUUCUGCUUCCGUUCCCGCAGGACCCCCUGCCUAUUUCUAACUUCCCAUUCGCCUCGGCGGCCAGGUAACAGCAGAGCUGGCUUUAAAGAACGAAGGCCCAGGCCGCGCAUACUGAUGCUGACCAUAGUAGUUUUGACAGAACACCAAAGUGUCCCUUCCUGUAAGUGCUGGAGAACGGGAGGAACGAGGCGGCCCCGUGAGCUUUUUGGACAAGGGGGCUGACUAUGAAGGAAUCUAGUGGUUAAGGCUUUCUGAGGCGCAAGCAACCUCCUCCUUCAAGACAGUGAGAAUGUUUAGGCGUUGUUUACCGGAUGUUCUCUUCUGGGGGAUAAACUUCUGACUCUGUCUCAGUCAGACCCAGGGGUCAAUUUCAUUGAUAUUGUAGGGUCACUGCCCCCCCCAACCCCUACUGUCUCCUAGGCCAGCUUGACCCCAGCAUGAUUGCAUUUGAAUUUCCUCUGUGAGGUUCAAUGCUUCACUCAUCCUGGCCCAGCCUUAUAUUUCCGCUCAGUCCCAGAGGCCUGAAAUGGAAAGGACAUAGCGCUCCACCUCCUCCUUCCAGCUCCCCCAUUCUGCACGUGGGUGCUCCGGGAGGGUGGAACAGUUAGGAAGGGUUUGCUUAAUUGUAUUUCUUCCAACUCUCAAAAGAACUCGUGUUUUGAGCCUUUUGUGUUUGAGGCAGAAAGCAGCAGGUCUGAUCCGAGGCUUAAGAACCUGACAAUGUCUCUUUAAAUAGCACCUCCGCGAGGGGGAUAAUUGACUGGAGUGUUUGCAACGUUAAGCGGCGGGGCGCGCGCGGGAGUCGGGAGCCCACACGAACCACAGGUCCCCGGUCUAAAUUACAUCCAGCUCCGGAGAGAGGAGGGGAGGGGGAGGGGCUGCUGAACGUCUCCUGCCUCUUGCUGGGCUGUUAAUGGAGGGCAGGGCAGACGACGGAGGCUAGUUCGAGCCCGAGGCCCCCUGCUUGUGCCCCACCGUGUGGGAUGCAGGCCAGCCCAAGUUCCAGCUUUUAUUACUGGGCAGAUUAGUGAGUCAGAGGCAACUGUGGAGAGGCAGUUAGGCCCCCGCCCCGCCAAGUCUUUUUGUCCUCUCCCUCUCCGCCCCUGCCCUGAGAGGGGGCGAAGAAGGGUUUGACAGGUCGCGCGCUUUAAGACCCAGUGUCAGCGCUGGCUCCUGGUGUGAGAGCUGUACCAGCAGGGCGGGGUUAAAACUCCCGCUGCAAGGCAGCGAGAGCUUUCCGGUACCUCGGGUUUCUGUUUGUGAACCCCGAAGUGUAAGGGUUGUAGCCCCUCACCUGCCUGCGGUGAAGUCUUUUUAAGAUGUCGAUCCGUUCAGUCUUUGGGGAAAGGUUUCUCCCCGAGGGAACUGCCCGGAGGGAGAAUGCUGGUGGUCAGGAACCAGCUUUGCAGGGGUCAGACACCGACCCGGUUCCUGGCCUCGCUAGCGUCCGAGGCCGCGCGCCGGCCCACAAUUUGGACUGUGAUCCUUGCUGCCCCCUGGUGGCACCUCUGCGUUCUCCUCGCUGCGCCUUGGGAGCUCAGACUUGGCAGUUACCGGAGAUCUUCAGAUGUGUAACGUCUCCCUCUGUGUACAUUUUACCCACGAAGCGUGUCCCUCCUGUAGAAUAUUAAAUCCGGAUACUUGACGUCGCUUCACUUCAAUGAAGUGAGGAACAAGGAAAGCCGGGUGUAGUGAAACGUGCCCGGAGCCCCACUAAGGACCCCUUUAGCAAGAACCCCAAGCCAUUUUGCAAGCUAAGGCUGCUGCUGUUGGAAGAUCUCCUGCCAUCUUUAGAUAGGACACCUGGAGCUGCCAACCCCUGUGGCUUCCAGACCUUGACCCGACCGUGUGUGUUGUCUUCUUAAGAUGAUAGUUGCUUUCCAUUCUGUGGUGAUCUCUGCUACCCCACACAGACACACAGACACCCCUAGCCCCAGCCCCGCCCCUCCCACACAAGCACACACACCUGCCUUUCUUCCGCCCC
This is a messenger RNA of Psammomys obesus (fat sand rat), 3599 nucleotides long. RefSeq names its product ankyrin repeat domain 63 (gene Ankrd63). Bases 70 to 1242 code for a protein of 390 amino acids. Gene Ontology annotation, molecular function: protein binding. NCBI's taxonomy places the organism in Eukaryota, Metazoa, Chordata, Mammalia, Rodentia, Muridae. The transcript has a single exon. The record is from RefSeq and is a predicted model, not a curated record.